UUGAAACCACAAGCAUGGAACAUUUUGAUCAAAUUAUGAACAUUAAUGUUCGGUCUGUCUACAAUCUCACUCGCCUGGCUGUGCCCCAUCUCAUCCAGAGCCAUGGCUCCAUUGUCAACGUGUCCAGUGUCAAUGGCCAGCGAUCGUUCCCUGGGGUCGUGGCCUACUGCAUGUCAAAAUCAGCCCUGGACCAGUUCACACGGUGCUUGGCCCUCGAUCUGGCCCCCAAGAAAGUUCGAGUGAAUGCUGUGUGCCCUGGAGUGAUUGUGACGGACAUCCAUAAGCGAGCAGGCCUGGGUGAGAGCGAAUAUGCUGAGUUCCUAAAUAAAUGCAAGGUGACCCAUGCCUUGGGACGACCUGGACAGGUGGAUGAAGUAGCCCAAGCAAUUGCCUUCCUGGCCUCUGAUGCAGCUUCUUUCAUCACUGGAGUCACGCUGCCAGUGGAUGGUGGGCGCCAUGCUAUGUGUCCACGGUGAGUGGACAAACUCUUACAUGUGCCACGUGAGGAUCCGAGUUUUAGAGCCUGGUCACCUUGUCAUUGUCAAUGUUCCCAGCAGCUACAGCACUUUGAAACACCAUCACUAAUGAGGAAAUGACCAGGUGAUGUUUCUGAAUGGAUUUCCAGGGAAACGACAGGCUAAGGAUCAAAGUGCACUGAAGUUUGGAUGCAUUUCCACUCCACUCAAGGUUUUCUUCAAAUUUAAUAAAAUCCAUGCCCAUUCAGUCCCUGAAACUGUUGUUUCUUUUAUCUUCACUGCAGUAGAAUUUGGUGCAAACUGUGUUGAUUUUCACUGAAUGACAUUGGACUCAAAAUGUUAAUUCUUUCUUCUCUCCUGAAAAAUGUUGCCACACCUGCUAAAUAUGUCCAGCAUUUUCUGUCUUUAUUUCAGAUCUUCAGCACCUUUUUAUCAGUUUCAAACCCUGCUACCCUUGUUUUACCUGAGUGCAAUUCCCAAUCUCCUGAGCGCUCACUGAUCUGCCCUGGCUGUCAGUGAAGCAACACCUUGAUUUUGAAAUUCUCAUCCUUGUUUUCAAAUCCCUGUGUGAUUUCACUACUGCUUAGCUCAGGAAUCUCCUCCAGCCUUCUGAGAUAUUGGCGCUGUUUUACUUCUGGCGUCAAAAUCACUCCACAUGUCUUCAGUUGCCCAGGGCCUAAUCUGCGGAGUUCCCUUACUGCACCUCUCCAUUCCCUACAUAUAACUAUCCUCAACUGACCUUUUUGACCCAGCUUCUGGUCACCUGGUCUGUUAUCUCAUCAUGUGGUUCAGCGUCAAGAAAGAUUUCUGUGAAGUGCCCUAGAAUGCUUUGCAUUGUUUAGGGAGCUGUGUAUAUAUAAAUGCACCAACCUUAUGAAUGGACAUCAUUCUAAUAGAUAACUCUCACUGCAGUAUCAAUCGCUGGAGGCCAGUGAGUUGUUGACUGCUUGCUCUGAUUCAGAAAUUGGCAAAUUCACUACUGCUUACAGGUUAAAAUGAACAGCUGCAUUAGGUUGCAGGCUCAUUAAUACACAGAAGAACUAAUUCGGGUAGAAAAGUGAGAGUGGAGAAUUGGUUUAUCCCAACAACCCCACAAUAUUCUUCUGGCACUUUCUUUUUAAGAGGGUGCGACUAGGAGUUGCCUCAUCUCAACUGAUGUAAUUUCUGGGCUGUUCUGCUGCUGUUAUGGUUUCUGAAAGCUUUGAGUCAACUGGUGGACAGUGCUCGACUGAGACACUACAGAAGGACAAAGUCAAUCUGCAAGUGCUAUGUUGUUGAAGCCACGUCUUUGUUGAAAUAUUUGCUGAAACAACAAUCUGAUGGAUGCGUGGGAAUAAACAAAACUAAGCUAAUUUUUACGAAGUAAA
Messenger RNA from Stegostoma tigrinum, 1843 nucleotides. RefSeq lists its product as uncharacterized. The record is from RefSeq and is a predicted model, not a curated record. The coding region runs from base 15 to 476 and encodes 153 amino acids. The transcript is spliced from 6 exons. Lineage: Eukaryota; Metazoa; Chordata; Chondrichthyes; Orectolobiformes; Stegostomatidae. Gene Ontology annotation, molecular function: oxidoreductase activity.